CUUUAACCAUGGGAUGCUUGGUUCGCUGUGUUCUCGUUCCCUUACUCUCACACCUCACAGUCAGAAACAAGCAAUCAAGCCCAACCAAAUUGCUUUGGCUUCCCAGCUAUGAAGCCACCACUACUUUACCCCAAGGCCCCAAAUUUCUCCGAACACUAUCUAUUAUGAACACCCGAGCUCUCACCGUCUCAUCUCUUGCCCAGGGCGUUUCUUCUCCCCCAGCAGCCUCUGGUGACGUAUCUGUUCUCCUUCAAAUGAGUGCUGUUCUUCUCAUGGCGUAUUGGAUUACCAAUUUCGUUGUGCCGGACAUAAUCUCAGAGGCUCUCCAAUUUGAUAAGCCAAGCAAAGACCAGAUCCCUGAAGACAAGAUUCCCUCACAAGAUGAUUAGUGAAACACGCUUGGGAGCAGUGAAGGAGGUUCAGGAAGGACAAGACGAAGUUUCAGGAUACAAAAAAAAAACCUCCUAAGUUCUGAUUUUUGCCUCGUCUUCCUGCGUUAUCCCUUAUUUUUGUUUUUUGGAGUGUGGUUCAUGUUCCACCAGUUUUCUCCAUAUUUGCCAUAUUUCCAAUCUACAUUUCUUCAAGCAGAUGCUAUAAAGUGCUUUUUAUUACACUUCAAUCUAAACUUUACAA
This is a messenger RNA of Telopea speciosissima, 633 nucleotides long. RefSeq lists its product as uncharacterized. The transcript has 2 exons. NCBI's taxonomy places the organism in Eukaryota, Viridiplantae, Streptophyta, Magnoliopsida, Proteales, Proteaceae. The coding region runs from base 9 to 389 and encodes 126 amino acids. The record is from RefSeq and is a predicted model, not a curated record.